This is a messenger RNA of Racocetra persica, 122 nucleotides long. The record is from the annotation of a GenBank genome assembly. Lineage: Eukaryota; Fungi; Glomeromycota; Glomeromycetes; Diversisporales; Gigasporaceae.
AGUCAACAUCAGGAAAAAUCAUUAUCAAUUAUCAGUGGAACUGAUAUCACUGCAAUCGAGUUAAAAGAUCUUAGAACUUUAAAAUUACCGCAAGAACCAGUGUUAUUUAAUGGUACAAUGAG